Messenger RNA from Racocetra fulgida, 121 nucleotides. The record is from the annotation of a GenBank genome assembly. NCBI's taxonomy places the organism in Eukaryota, Fungi, Glomeromycota, Glomeromycetes, Diversisporales, Gigasporaceae.
ACCGCGCCAAUUCCUCAUCUCGGUCUUACUCGUCAGACCACCCACCUCAGCGUCCACCUCCUUCUAGUAGGACCUCCGCUCUCAAUUUAAACAACUUGUUGAAUUCAGACGAUCAACCUAU